AUGAGGUUCAACAUAGAUGAUCUGCCCGUUCUCUUCCCCUAUCCUCGUAUCUAUCCCGAGCAAUAUGCGUACAUGUGUGAUCUGAAAAAAACCCUUGAUGCUGGUGGCCAUUCCGUCUUGGAGAUGCCUUCGGGCACCGGCAAGACCGUCUCGUUGCUGUCGCUCAUCGUUGCCUACCAGCAGUACUAUCCAGAGAACAGGAAGCUGAUCUACUGCUCCCGUACCAUGUCGGAGAUCGAGAAGGCCCUGGCUGAGUUGAAGGCCCUGAUGAAAUACCGCACCGAGCAGCUAGGCUAUGAGGAAGAGUUCAGAGCAGUCGGCUUGUCAAGCCGAAAGAACCUCUGCCUCCACCCCUCGGUGAAGCGGGAGAAGAGCGGCGCCGUCGUCGACGCCCGUUGCCGCAGCUUGACCGCUGGCUUUGUCAAGGAGAAGAAGGAGCGUGGCGAAGACGUAGACCUUUGUGUCUACCAUGAUAAUCUAGACCUUCUCGAAGCCCACAACCUGAUACCAAAUGGUGUCUGGACAUUUGAAGGUCUUCUUCGCUAUGGCGAGCAACACAAGCAAUGCCCAUAUUUCACAGCUCGUCGGAUGAUGCAAUUCUGCAACGUCAUCAUCUACUCUUACCAUUAUCUAUUGGACCCCAAGAUUGCCGAGCGUGUUUCAAAGGAUCUAUCCAAAGACUGCAUCGUCGUCUUUGACGAGGCCCACAACAUCGACAAUGUCUGCAUUGAGUCUCUCAGUACCGAUAUCACCGAAGACUCGCUAAGGAAAGCGACCCGUGGGGCGCAAAAUCUCGAGAGGAAAAUCACCGAGAUGCGAGAGACUGAUCAGAAGGCGCUCGAGAACGAGUAUCAGAAGCUCGUAGAAGGCCUGAGGGACGCGGACGAGGCGCGUGAUGAAGGCACGCUUAUGGCGAACCCGGUGCUUCCCGAGGAUUUGCUCAAAGAGGCGGUCCCCGGAAACAUCAGAAGGGCGGAGCACUUUGUGGCAUUCUUGAAGCGCUUCAUCGAAUACCUCAAGACACGCAUGAAGGUUCGCCAAGUCAUCUCGGAAACGCCGCCUUCCUUCCUGUCACACCUCAAGGAGUACACCUUCAUCGAAAAGAAGCCAUUGAGAUUCUGUGCCGAGCGCCUGACUUCUCUGGUGCGGACGCUCGAGCUCACCAACAUCGAAGAUUAUCAGCCAUUGCAGGAGGUCGCCACAUUUGCGACCCUGGUCGCCACUUAUGAGAAGGGUUUCCUGCUUAUUCUGGAACCGUACGAAUCGGACACGGCUGAAGUGCCCAAUCCCAUCCUCCAUUUCACGUGCUUAGAUGCAGCUAUUGCCAUCAAGCCAGUGUUUGAACGCUUUGCCUCUGUCAUCAUCACAUCCGGUACCAUCUCGCCUCUUGAGAUUUACCCCAAGAUGCUCGGGUUCUCAACGGUCGUGCAAGAGUCCUACAGCAUGACUUUGGCGCGAAAGUCGUUCCUGCCCAUGAUUGUCACGCGUGGCAGCGACCAGGCUGCCAUAUCCACAAGCUUCCAGGUGCGCAACGAGCCGAGCGUGGUGCGCAAUUACGGCAACCUGCUGACCGAAUUCGCAAAAAUCACGCCGGACGGCCUGGUCGUCUUCUUCCCUUCCUACCUGUACAUGGAGUCUAUCAUCAGCAUGUGGCAAGGCAUGGGAAUCCUCAACGAGGUUUGGAAGUACAAACUCAUUCUUGUUGAGACGCCUGAUGCUCAGGAGACCUCUCUGGCUCUCGAGACCUACCGGACCGCAUGCUGCAAUGGCCGUGGUGCCGUUCUGUUGUGCGUCGCCCGAGGCAAAGUGUCCGAAGGAAUAGAUUUUGACCACCAGUAUGGACGCACUGUGCUGUGCAUCGGUGUCCCGUUCCAGUACACAGAAUCGCGCAUUCUCAAGGCCCGUCUCGAAUUCCUGAGAGAGACGUACCGCAUACGCGAGAAUGAUUUCCUUUCCUUCGACGCCAUGCGUCACGCUGCGCAGUGCCUGGGGCGAGUGCUUAGAGGUAAAGAUGAUUAUGGUAUCAUGGUGUUGGCAGAUAGACGAUUCCAGAAGAAGCGCACGCAGCUUCCCAAAUGGAUCAACCAGGCACUGCUAGAUGCUGAUAGCAAUCUAAGCACAGACAUGGCAGUCAGCAGCGCAAGACGGUUUUUGAGGGGCAUGGCCCAACCCUUCAGGGCAAAAGACCAGGAGGGCAUCAGCACGUGGAGCCUCGCCGAUCUAAAAAAGCACCAGGAGGACUUGGACGAGCAACGCAUACAGGAGCUUCAGGACGCGCAGGCCAACGGGAAUAGCGCGCUGCCUUACGAGAUACAUGCGGGGGGUGAUUCCGACAACUACAUGGACGACGAUAUGGAUGAUGGUAUGAUGGAGCUUGACAACGACACGUAA
Messenger RNA from Diaporthe amygdali, 2391 nucleotides. Its product is annotated as DNA repair helicase rad15. The coding region runs from base 1 to 2391 and encodes 796 amino acids. Gene Ontology annotation, molecular function: DNA helicase activity; damaged DNA binding; ATP binding. Gene Ontology annotation, biological process: nucleotide-excision repair; transcription by RNA polymerase II; positive regulation of mitotic recombination. Gene Ontology annotation, cellular component: nucleus. Lineage: Eukaryota; Fungi; Ascomycota; Sordariomycetes; Diaporthales; Diaporthaceae. The record is from RefSeq and is a predicted model, not a curated record. The transcript is spliced from 8 exons.